AUGGAGGACCAGGUCAACCGGCCGCAUCGGAAGUCGAAGGAGAAGAAGAAGAAAAAUAAGGAUCAGUCUGGGGCCAAUCCCAAAGCCUUUGCUGUCGCUCAUGCCGGCCGUCUACAAAAACAGGCUGCUAGAUCUCAUGAUAUUAAGGAAAAGAGACUCCAUGUCCCGCUCGUGGAUCGCCUGCCCGAAGAGGCGCCACCCAUCGUUGUUGCGGUGGUUGGCCCACCAGGGGUUGGAAAAACUACACUGGUUAAAUCCCUCAUCAAGCGCUAUACGAAGCAAACACUAAGCUCUCCAGCUGGGCCCCUCACUGUUGUCACAUCGAAAAGAAGGCGAUUGACAUUCCUUGAAUGCCCGUCCGACUCGCUAGCAAGUAUGAUUGAUGUUGCCAAGAUUGCGGAUAUCGUCCUUCUCAUGAUUGAUGGUAAUUAUGGAUUUGAAAUGGAGACUAUGGAAUUUCUCAACUCCUUGUCCGCAAGUGGUAUGCCCGGAAACGUCUUUGGAAUCCUAACUCAUCUCGAUCUAUUUAAGAAACAGAGUACUCUUCGACAAGCUAAGAAGCUCUUAAAGCAUCGAUUCUGGAGUGAAUUAUAUCAGGGUGCGAAGCUGUUUUACCUCUCAGGCGUUAUCAAUGGACGGUACCCUGAUCGGGAAAUACACAAUCUGUCCCGGUUUUUGUCUGUAAUGAAGAACCCUCGACCGCUCAUAUGGAGAAACUCACACCCUUAUUGUCUGGUUGAUCGGUUUUUGGACAUCACCGCCCCAACAGCAGUCGAGGAAAAUCCCAAGUGUGAUAGAACAGUUGCGCUCUAUGGCUACCUUCGAGGUACCAAUUUCCCUGCUGUUGGCGCAAGGGUGCAUGUGCCCGGUGUGGGUGAUCUCAGUGUCUCAUCGAUAGAAGCGCUCCCUGAUCCAUGUCCAACGCCCUUCAUGGACAAAGCAAUGGCGAAAGCAACUGGGAAACCCGGUAGAAGGAGGCUAGGUGAAAAGCAGAAGCUUCUGUUUGCGCCUAUGUCUGAUGUUGGUGGUGUCCUCGUCGAUAAGGAUGCAGUUUAUAUCGAUGUUAAGACAUCUACGUUUAAUAGGGAUGCUGAAAACGAUGAAAAGAGGGGUCUGGGGGAGCAACUCGUUGUUGGGUUACAAGGCGAACGAAAAUUACUUGGACAGGCCGAGUCAGGUGUCCGACUGUUCAGGGGUGGAGAUACAGUUGCUGGUUUAAAAGACGAAGAGAAGGAGGAAGUCGGGCGUAAGCAAAAGCGAAAGGCUCGAUUCACUGAAGAACAGGAAAAUGGGACAGAUGUUAUAGGAGAGGAAGAUGAGGGUUUUGAAUCAGAAGAUAGCGUGGAAGGAAGUGAAGAAGUGGAAGAGGAAGAGGAAGAUGAAAAUGACGACGACGUUAUGCCGCCUGACGAUUUUGAGGCAAAUUUCAGGGAAAGACACAACGGCGCUGUUGAACAUUACGAAGAUGAUAUCGCUUUUGCAGAUAGCGAUUCUGAUCUUGGUUCGAUAUCGUCAGUUGAAGACCAGGAGAUAGAAAGUGAAGGUGAUUUCGAAGACGAUUCAGAUGAGGUUGAUGACGGAGCUUUACGUUGGAAGGAAAACUUGGCUGAGCAUGCCAAGGCCAACUUUGGAAAGAAAAUUCCCUACCGUAUUGCUGACCUCACAAAGAUCCUCUAUGACGAAUCAAUAAGCCCACGAGAUGUUGUCAAAAGAUGGACCGGGAAGAAUGAUGGUGUACCUCAAGAAGAUGAUAAUAACGACGAGGAUGACUUCUUCAAGAAAGUUGAAGUAGAAACAGAGGAAUCAGACGACAGGACCAUUCCAGUUUUUGAUUAUGAGCAGCUUGAGAAAAAAUGGGAAGAUGACGAUAAUAUCCAGACCAUACGGCAUCGAUUUAUCCGUGCCAAAAUUUUGAAGGGCAACGGAUCGGAUGGUAGCGGGAACGAAGACGAUGAUGAAGGUAGGGAGUUUGAUUUUGAUGAUUCUGAGGAUGAGGGAGACGGUGUGUUUGAGGAUCUCGAAACUGGGGAGGUUGUUGUCAGCAACGAAGAAACGAACGAGAAAAGCGAACCCGAAGGUCUUGAAGCGGAGAGAGCAAGAAAUGCGAAGAAAAAGGAAGAGCUUAAACUUCGUUUCGAGGAAGAGGAUCGCGAAGGUUUCGCGAAUGCAAAAGAUGGCGGAGACAGACAAGACGAAGGGCGAUUUGGAGAGGAUGAUUGGUACGAAGCACAAAAGGCAAAACUCCAAAAGCAACUUGACAUCAACCGAGCAGAAUUUGAUUUUCUCGACGCACUCUCCAGAGCCAGAGCUGAAGGAUACAAAGCUGGGACGUAUGCCAGAAUUGUUCUUGAAAAUGUUCCUUGCGAGUUCUCAACGCGAUUUAACCCUCGUUUCCCUGUCAUUGUUGGAGGCCUUGCACCGACUGAAGAUCGAUUUGGAUUUGUUCAGGUCAGGAUCAAAAGACAUAGAUGGCACAAGAAAAUUCUGAAAACCAACGAUCCUCUCAUAUUCUCACUUGGCUGGCGUCGAUUCCAAACCACACCCGUUUACAGCAUCUCCGAUUCCCGAACACGCAAUCGCAUGUUAAAAUAUACUCCUGAACAUAUGCAUUGUUUUGGCACUUUUUACGGUCCCCUUGUGGCUCCCAAUACCGGCUUUUGCUGUGUUCAAUCUUUCUCCAAUAAAAACCCAGGGUUCCGAAUAGCAGCUACUGGUGUCGUGUUGAACGUAGAUGAAACCACGGAAAUUGUUAAGAAACUCAAACUAACGGGAUAUCCAUACAAGAUCUUCCGAAACACUGCUUUUAUAAAGGACAUGUUUACUUCUGCUAUCGAAAUUGCGAAGUUCGAAGGCGCGAGCAUUCGAACUGUUUCUGGAAUUCGGGGUCAAAUUAAACGGGCUUUGAGUCGUCCAGAGGGACACUUCCGUGCUACAUUUGAGGACAAAAUCCUCAUGAGUGACAUUGUGUUUCUCCGUGCUUGGUACCCUAUCAAGCCACACCGAUACUACAACCCAGUCACCAACCUCUUGGAUGAAGAGAAUGAGCAUGGCUGGAAAGGCAUGCGUUUAACGGGAGAAGUUCGUCGUGAUCAAAACAUUCCCACUCCCCUUGAAAAGGAUUCUGCAUACAAACCCAUUGAACGUCCAGCACGACACUUUAAUCCUCUUCGUGUCCCUCGCCAAUUGACUGCGGAGCUUCCAUUCAAGUCGCAAAUUACAAAGAUGAGACCCCGUCAAAGCCAGUCUUAUCUCCAAAAGCGGGCUGUGGUUUUGGGAGGCGAAGAAAAGAAAGCGCGGGAUCUAUUGCAGAAGCUUACUACCAUGAGGAAUGAGAAGGUGGCGAAGCGCCAAGCUGCGCAGGAGAAGCGGAGGAAGGUUUAUCGCGCCAAGGUAGCGGAGAAUGCUGAGAAGAAGCAGGAACGGGAGAAGCGGGAGCGGGACGAAUAUUGGCAGCGGGAAGGGAAGAAGCGGAAGAAUGAUGGCCAGGAAGGUGGUCGAGGUGGGAAGAAAAGAAGAUGA
Molecule: messenger RNA, 3519 nt
Organism: Paracoccidioides brasiliensis Pb18
Product: GTPase BMS1
Exons: 4
Coding region: 1-3519 (1172 amino acids)
Biological process (GO): endonucleolytic cleavage of tricistronic rRNA transcript (SSU-rRNA, 5.8S rRNA, LSU-rRNA); maturation of SSU-rRNA from tricistronic rRNA transcript (SSU-rRNA, 5.8S rRNA, LSU-rRNA); ribosome biogenesis
Cellular component (GO): 90S preribosome; nucleus
Molecular function (GO): GTP binding; GTPase activity; U3 snoRNA binding
Source: RefSeq, a predicted model, not a curated record